AAAGAUGUCAGACGACAUCGAUAAUCGUGUUAAGAACGAUUCGUAGCUCAUCCCAGCUUUUCAGAAUCCGCUCGUCACUCCGGAAAAAGGACGCGAUGUCGCCCAUGAUUUCAUGAAGAACUUGGACGAACAGUUCAAUCGCCUUGGGGAUUCCAUCAAAUACCUCAAUACAACUGUAGGGACUAGUUCAGUUGAUGGCAACAGGAUAGACUACAUCCAAAGUCUAUACGUCGCAACGACGAAAGCAAAUGACCGACUGAGCAAGGAGCUGUUCUCUUGGGAUGGAGUUCUGGACGUUCGAGGUGAAAGGGAUCGACUCCGUGGGGCAGCUAGAACCCCCCGUCUAGCUAAACCGGGUUGUCAUGUUCAGAUAGUCGACAGCAAAGGAUAUCGAAUGGAUUCUCCUUCCAACUUCUAGUAUCCUUCAGGUUCGGAGAAUGGGUAGAUUGGAUAUCAUUAUUGGAGAGAGAGGAAAGGU
Messenger RNA from Aspergillus wentii DTO 134E9, 478 nucleotides. RefSeq lists its product as uncharacterized. NCBI's taxonomy places the organism in Eukaryota, Fungi, Ascomycota, Eurotiomycetes, Eurotiales, Aspergillaceae. The record is from RefSeq and is a predicted model, not a curated record. The coding region runs from base 113 to 418 and encodes 101 amino acids. The transcript has a single exon.